AGGAGGCGGCGCGUGCCUCGCCUGCCAAAGCUGGAGCCGGCAUCCACGGUGCUCCCGGGCCGCACGGCCACAGCCGGCGGGCUCUCCGGGCGGGUCCUCCUGACCCUCCACCCCAGCUCUCCAUACUCGCCUCGAUCUCCGUCGGGAUAGUGGCGAAGGCAAGAAAGACAGUCUUCAGUGCCGCGCUGUCCCCGCCAGGGAAAGACAGCAAGUUGUGCUGCGCCCCGGACCCGCGAGGGACCGUGGCCGCCGCCCGGCCGGGGGCCGCCAUCAUCACUACAAAGUAUGAGAAGCUGAUCACAGUAAGACUGAAGAUCUGUUACAGCAAGUAGCUACAUACGCCUUGAAGAACUGUGGAUUACCUGGGUGUUUCUAGUGACCACACGCCUUCCUUCCUUCACACCUUCAGGACAGUCACCUUGGGUCCUCAUUGCACGGUCUGUUGGAAGAUGGCAUCCAGCCUGACGUGUACGGGAGUGAUCUGGGCGCUGCUUUCUUUCCUGUCCGCUGCUACUUCCUGUGUGGGUUUCUUCAUGCCUUACUGGCUCUGGGGAUCUCAGCUGGGCAAGCCUGUGUCCUUUGGCACAUUCCGGAGGUGCUCCUAUCCCGUACACGACGAGAGUCGGCAGAUGAUGGUGAUGGUGGAGGAGUGCGGGCGCUAUGCCUCCUUCCAGGGCAUCCCCAGCACCGAGUGGAGGAUCUGUACCAUAGUGACAGGCCUGGGCUGUGGCCUGCUGCUCCUGGUGGCUCUCACUGCCCUUAUGGGUUGCUGCGUGUCGGAGCUCAUCUCCAGGACAGUAGGAAGAGUGGCUGGGGGGAUCCAGUUCCUGGGGGGCUUGUUGAUUGGUGCUGGCUGUGCCCUCUACCCCUUGGGCUGGGACAGUGAGGAAGUCCGGCAGACUUGCGGCUACAUCUCUGGCCAGUUUGACUUGGGCAAGUGCGAAAUCGGCUGGGCCUACUACUGCACCGGGGCGGGCGCUGCCGCUGCCAUGCUGUUGUGUACAUGGCUGGCCUGCUUCUCGGGCAAGAAGCAAAAGCACUACCCCUACUGAGGCCACGAGGAGCAGGCUGAGGAGAGGACAGACCGCCGGAGACCGAAGGGCCCGAAGCAUCCAGUGACUUCCACGAAGGUGGAAUAGUGGUUGUGAACCCAGAACAGUGUUAAUGUAAUGAAAUUCGGUUGAACCUGGAACACUCUAUAGGAAGGGAGGGUGGUGGGGACAUUGUCAAAAGCAUGGAGGAUAUGGGACGGUGGAGGAAAAUGGACCAAAGGCUAAAAACAUUGCAGGGCAUUGGUGUUUCUAUUCCACAGAGUAUUGUUAAUGUAUAUCACAUACGCAGCAAAUAUAUAUAUGCAAAUGAGGAUCUCAUUUUUGUUCUCCUUCAAAAAAGAUGAGGACUAGGGGAGUCAAAAGGGCUAGUAGAAACAGUAUUGUCUUAGGAAGCAGGACGAGUACCCUGCAGACAUUCCCUGUAGAUGAGGACUGAGCCUGAUAGCACAUGAGCACGUGCACACAUAUGCAUAGGUCAUAGUCACAUGUCUCUCUCUCUCACACAUACACACACACACACAUACACACACACACGCCAUAUGCACAGGUCUUAUGCACAUGCCGUUGGCAUACAUCACACGCACAUGCCAUCACACCACUGCACAAGGGGUCAGCGGUGUACCAUUGUUCCUGUUUCCUUUUUUAAAAAAAUAUACAUCAGGGCAGCAUCAUCACUAAGCACACAUUAAGCCUAGUCCAUGGACCAGUAUGCCACUCUAUCAGUAUUUUUGAUAUCCUACAUAAACUCUUCAUGCCUACAGCGUAUAUCAUUAAUGUUUAUGCAGAUCUUUAGAGGAAGGCCUUCAUAUUUCAAUGUUAUUCAAAGACACACAGUAGUGAUCUGACUAGCGUCUGCUGUAAUAACCUUACGAAGAACAGGACAGCUUUUGUCUACUAUAGGUGAGAAUUCAGUUGCAGAUCUGAGAGUGAAGAGAGCUCUUUCUCCAGUUAUUGGAUCUUGUUUUCUUUUGUCCACUAUUCUACUGUGCUAUAUACCAUGUUUAUUUCAAUACUCAUUUUGUAAAGGGAAAAAAAAGUACUAUUUUGUUUGUAUUUGAAAAGCUCUGUGAAUAAAUUCUCUUUGAUCAAUA
Molecule: messenger RNA, 2143 nt
Organism: Apodemus sylvaticus (European woodmouse)
Lineage: Eukaryota; Metazoa; Chordata; Mammalia; Rodentia; Muridae
Gene: Lhfpl6
Product: LHFPL tetraspan subfamily member 6
Exons: 4
Coding region: 450-1052 (200 amino acids)
Cellular component (GO): membrane
Source: RefSeq, a predicted model, not a curated record